AUGUAAAAAUUGUUGUUCACAGAAGAAGGAUUACAGAUAAUGAGAAGUAGGAAUAGCGAUCCAAUAAAACAGAACACUGAUAGUAAAGGGAUAUCAAUAAGACCAAAAUGUUUGCGAAUUCAAUCAUUAUCAAGAUAAUGUAACCGUGUUAGAGUGGGGACAUUGAAGAAUACUUUUAACUUGUCGAGUCCUGAAAAUCUUAUUUAAGUUUUGCCCUUUACAAGAUAGAAACAUAAGGCAACUAGUAUACCUUAAGUGCUUUCAGUUGAUUAAUUAUACGGGAGAUAAUAGGAGGAUUUGUUGUAAAUGGCAGCAAGUCAAUUGCAUUUACCUCAUGGAAGUGGGAAGGAUGGAAUGGGAAGACAUCACUUAUAAUCAAUUAGGUUAAGAACUGGUGAUUGGUAUUAAUGGAAGAAUAUUCCAAUGUUAGCAUGUGUAGUGGAUGAUUUUUAGAAGAAGUUAAAGUAUAGAAAUUUGAUUAUAGAGAUUGUAGUAAACAUCUGAGGAGGAGGAACAUAUGAAAGUGGAGAAACGAUAAAUAUAACAUGAGUUUGAAAUGAAGAAGGUUGAUUAGAUAUAAAGAAAAACAAAGUAAAAUUUGAAUCAGGUUUUGGAAUAGAAAUCAUUAACAUAUAAUAUUGAUUUGGAUGAGUUUUGGAAGUAGAUGAAGGAAAAUGUAAUGAAAUAUAUAUAUAUAAAUAAGAGUAAAUACUUUUAACAUCAUACAGAUGAGAUGGCAAAGAGUAGGGCAAGUAAAAGAGAGAGAUUGGAGAAAUUUUAAAAGAAAUUUACAGAUAAAAAGUGUUAUAUCCCAUAAAUAUAGAAGUAGAAUGUUAAUAAUAAGGAAACAGCAUAUUAUGAUAUAUGAAAAUAAUUAAUUAUGGAAAAAUUAAUACCAUUCAUUAAUGAUCUGCACGUAUAGAAUUAAUAAUACCUUUCCUCUAGGAUAUACUGAGUUAAGCAGGAUUGAGCAGUGAAUUGAAUUUACCAUCAAUAGUUGUUAUUGGGUCUUAAUCAGUUGGAAAAUCAUCUCUUCUUGAAAGUAUUGUAGGUAGAGAGUUUUUGCCAAGAGGGAAAGGAAUUGUUACAAGAAGACCUAUAGAGAUUUAAUUACAUUAGGUUUUGGAUGCAGAAUAGGGAUGGUUUGAAUUUAUGGAUAAGAAAGGAGAGAAAAUAUUUGAAUCAGAAGAUAUUAGGAAAUUAAUAGAGUCAGAGACUGAUAAAGUGGCAGGAAAAAAUAAAGGAAUUUCACCUGUUCCAAUUAAAGUGAAAUAUUUUUCAAAAGAUAUUCUUGAUCUUUAAUUAAUUGAUUUACCUGGUAUAACAAAGAAUCCUGUUGGUGAUCAACCAUAGGAUAUAGAAUAGAAAGUAUUAGAUAUUGUAAUGCCAUUUAUAAAAAAUUAAAAUAGUUUGAUAUUGGCAGUGUCUAAAGCAUCUGAUGAUUUAGCAACAUCAGAUGGAUUGAAAUUAGCAAGAAGUGUUGAUCCUAAUGGUAUACGUACUAUUGGAGUGAUUACUUAAUUGGAUUUGAUGGAUGAAGGAUCAGAUGCUUUAAAUGAUUUGCUUAAUUAAACAUAUCCAUUAUAAUUAGGAUAUGUUGGAGUUAUAAUGAGAGGAUAGAAGGACAUACAGAAGAAUAAGACAAUAAUUGAAUAACUUAAAGAUGAGAAGACAUUUUUUGAAAAUCAUAAGUUAUAUAAAAAGUAUUCUGAGAAAAUGGGUGUUAACUUUUUAGUAAAAACUUUGAAUAUGAAUUUUAUUUAACAUAUAAAGAAAGCAUUGCCAAUAAUUAGAGAAACUAUAAUAAGUUUGGUUUAAAUAAAAGAAUUUGAUUUGAAAUAGUAUGGAGAUUAUGAUAAUUUAGAAACUAAAGAGAAUAAGAAUUUACUUGUUUUAACUUUAAUAUCAAAAUUCUCUAGUUCCUAUAAGGAUAUGUUAGAAGGAAGAUGUUUAGAUAUUACAAGUAAGGAAUUAAUUGGUGGAUCAAGAAUUAUUUAUGUUUUCAAUGAAACUUUUAGAAGAACUAUUUAGAGAAUGAAUCCAUUUGAUGUAUUAAGUGAUGAUGAAAUAAGAACUGCAAUAAAGAAUGCUAAUGGAAUUAGACCAACAUUAUUUGUACCUGAAGGAGCAUUUGAAUUAUUAGUAAGAUAAUAGAUUUCUAGAUUGAGAAUGCCUUCAAUUGAAUGUUCUCAUAUAGUAUUUGAAGAAUUAAGGAGAGUAGUAAAUUAGAUUUCUAUUCCAGAAAUAGAUAGAUUUGAUACACUUGCUAAUAGAAUUUCAGAAGUAAUUGAAAAUCUAUUAAACAAAUGUUUAAGAUAAACUGAAGAAAUUAUAUCAAAUUUAAUUGAUAUUGAAUUAGGAUACAUAAAUACAAGUCAUCCAGAUUUUGUUUCAGGUAUGGAUAUGGUUCAUAAAGAUGAACAAAGAUAAUAAACAUAAGUGUAAUAAUAGAAAGAGAAAUCUCCUGUUUAGAGUGAAAAUGAAUCAAAUAGAUUCUUCAAUUUUUGGCCAUUCAAAAAUAAUAAAUAGACAGAAUUAUAUGAUAGUAAAUUGGAUAAUUUAAAUAAAAAGAGAAAAUCAAAUAUUAAUAAUUAAAAAUAAUAAAAAUUAUAAUAAAUAGAGGAAAGUUAGAUAUUGUAAUAAUAAUCAGUGAUUAAUAAGAUUGUAUCUGUAAAUUAAUAGUAUUUUGUGAAUGAUCCAAAAAGACAAUUACCUUAAGUUCCAAAUACAAUUAAAAUAACUGAAAGACCAUCUAAAAGAGAAUAAACAGAGAUGGAUAUGAUAAAGGAUUUAUUGGUUUCAUAUUUUAAUUUGGUUAAGAAGAAUAUUUGUGAUUCAGUUCCAAAAACUAUAAUUACAUUUUUAGUGAAUUAAUCUAGAAAUUUUUGUGAAAGAGAAUUGAUUGGAAUGUUAUAUAAAUAAGAAUUAGUAGAUGAAUUAUUAUAAGAGAAUCAAUUUAUACAAAAAUCAAGAGCAGAAACAAAAUAAUCUUUGAUUAGUUUAAGAACAUGUUUGAAUUUGUUGAAUGAUUUGGAUUCUAAAUUCUGA
This is a messenger RNA of Paramecium pentaurelia, 3048 nucleotides long. NCBI's taxonomy places the organism in Eukaryota, Ciliophora, Oligohymenophorea, Peniculida, Parameciidae. The record is from the annotation of a GenBank genome assembly.